This is a messenger RNA of Salvia miltiorrhiza (redroot sage), 882 nucleotides long. RefSeq lists its product as uncharacterized. The record is from RefSeq and is a predicted model, not a curated record. The transcript has a single exon. Bases 1 to 882 code for a protein of 293 amino acids. Lineage: Eukaryota; Viridiplantae; Streptophyta; Magnoliopsida; Lamiales; Lamiaceae. Gene Ontology annotation, molecular function: catalytic activity.
AUGAAAGCGCUCUCUUACAAUAUCAGAGGGCUUGGGAGUAAAAUUAAGAAGAGAGAGAUUCGGGAAAUCAUUCAGAAGCAGGAGAUCGAUGUGGUGUUUUUACAAGAAACAAAGAUGGGGCAACUAAGCGAACCAGAUCUUAAAUCCAUCUGGGGAACAGAGGCAGUGGAGUUUGCAAAUCGUCAAGCAGAAGGGAGAUCGGGAGGAAUUCUAACACUAUGGAACCCAGCGAAAUUCUCUUGCUCCAGUCAGUGGAAUGGUGAGGGAGCUCUUUUUGUGAAUGGAAUUUGGCUUUCAGGUAAUUUUCCCUGUGUUUUGAUAAAUGUGUAUGCUUCUCAAAUGCUGAAAGAUCGAGAAGAACUUUGGGAUAGAAUUGGUUUGGUGGUGAAACAGAAUAGAGAUAGUUGUGUGUGCGUUGCCGGGGAUUUCAAUUCAGUGAGAACUGAAUCGGAUAGGGUGGGAAGAGGGACACAAUUCUCAAGUAGAGAUAUUCAGGUUUUCGAUAAUUUUAUUAGAGGCAAUGAACUGGAGGAGAUUAGAUUGCAAGGUAGAAAAUUCACAUGGUAUCAGCCGCAGGGGCUUUGCAAGACAAAAUUGGACAGAUUUAUGGUGAAUGAUAAGUGGGUGUCGAUAUGGCCAAAUUCAAAAGCAAGAGGUUUGCCUAGAUCAGUUUUGGACCAUUGUCCGAUUUUAAUGGAAACAAAAGUUGUGGAUUGGGGCCCAAAACCUUUCCGGUUCAUAAAUGCAUGGAUGAACCACCCAAAUUUCGACAAGAUUGUUGAAGAUUCAUGGCAAAAGAGCGGUAUCUCGGGAUGGAGUUGUUUUGUCUUCAAAGAAAAAUUAAAAAGAUUAAAGGAAGAUCUCAAAAGAUGGAAUUCUUAA